Molecule: messenger RNA, 1431 nt
Organism: Cryphonectria parasitica EP155
Lineage: Eukaryota; Fungi; Ascomycota; Sordariomycetes; Diaporthales; Cryphonectriaceae
Exons: 1
Coding region: 1-1431 (476 amino acids)
Source: RefSeq, a predicted model, not a curated record
AUGCAGGUCCUCGAGCUCGAGUCCAGAGUAGACCAGCUCAUCGCAGAAAACCGCGCCCUGACCGCAGCCAAGAACCAGGCCGAGCUGCACUCUACCAACCGAGCCACCAGCGUCAUCGCCGAACGUGACAAUGAGAUCGAGACCCUCAAACAAUCCCUCGAGUUCAUGCGCAAGGAGGUCCAGCGCCUGACUGAAGUCAACGAGGGCCUGAACAGCGCCAUCGCCCAGACCGCCGUGCAGCACGAGAGCAAAUACCGUCUCCUGGAGAGCCAACAUGCCGAGGCUACCAGGGAGCUCAACGACUUCCGAGGCCACCACGGCUCACACGCGAGAUCACUAGAAGAGAAGGACGCAGAGAUCAGGAGCUUGCGUGAGGAGCUCGAGGCCACCAAGGAGCAGAUACGCGAGAUGCAGAGGCAGAUCCUCGCCACGAAACCAGCCGACAGUGAUUUCCUCGAGAUCAAGGACGUCGACUACUUUGACCACCGCUGCCAGCAGCUCUGCUCGCACGUCCAGCAGUGGGUGCUACGCUUUUCCAAGUUCUCGGACAUGCGCGCCUGCCGCCUGACCAGCGAGCUCAACGACGAAAAGAUCAUCGACCGACUUGAUAAUGCUGUCCUUGACGGAUCCAACGUCGACCACUAUCUCAAUGACCGCGUCAAGCGUCGUGACAUUUUCAUGUCGGUGACCAUGACCAUGAUUUGGGAAUUCGUCUUCACCCGCUACCUGUUCGGUAUGGAUCGCGAGCAGAGACAGAAGCUGAAGGCGCUGGAGAAGCUACUCCUCGAGGUCGGCCCGCCACGGGCAGUGCGCCAGUGGCGCGCUGUCACCCUGACCCUCCUCGCCAAGAGGGAUGCUUUCGAGGACCAGCGUGACCAAGACACGGAGGCGGUUGUCCAGGCCGUCUUCCAGACCCUCUCCAUGAUCCUCCCGCCGCCGUCCAACCUCGAGGACCAAAUCCAGGGCCAGCUGCGCAAGGUCAUGCGCGAGGCUGUCGACCUCUCCAUCCAGAUGCGCACCCAGCGCGCCGAGUAUAUGAUGCUCCCGCCACUGCAGCCCGAGUACGACGCCAACGGAGACCUGGCCGAGCCGCACCACUUCAACCCGACCAUGAUGACCGAGCGCUCCGCUGCAAACAAGGACGGCGACGCCGAGGACCUUCAGGCUGAAGGUGCCAUCGUGCGAGCUGUGCUUUUCCCACUUGUCGUCAAGAAGGGAGACGACGAUGGUGUGGGCGACGAUGAGAUUGUUGUCUGCCCAGCCCUGGUCAUUGUCGCGAAACCCAGGAGUGCCAGCAGGCGGUCCAUGAGGGCCCCGUCCUCGGAUGCUGGCGGUGUGAGCCUCCUUCGGGGAGGAGGGAGCCCGUCGACGGCUCCAAACAGGAGCAAUGUGAGCAUGCAGGAGGCAGAAUAUUUCGAGGGUGGCAUUUGA